CACGUUGCCAUGCCUCCGGCUUUUGUUUACAUGUAGCCGAGGGUUCCGCUAGCUAACAGCUUUAGCUAACAGCUCCGUUCAUCGUGUCUGUGGACGUUUGUGAGCCCGCGCGCAGUUUGACGAUGCCACCGAAGAAUAAAGGCAAGAAGGCCGGGAAGGGGAAGUCCUCUGCGGUAGUGGACGGUCUUUCAACGGAGGAGAUGUCCAAGGAUCAGCUGGAGGAGCACAUAGUUCGCCUCCGAGAGGAGCUGGACAGAGAGCGGGAGGAGAGGAGCUACUUCCAGCUGGAGAGGGACAAGAUCCAGGCCUUCUGGGAAACCUCCAAGAGGAACCUGGAGGAGACGAAGGCCGAGCUGAGGAACAGACGCAGGGAGAGAGAGGAGGCCGAGGAGCGCCACCGAGUGGAGAUCAGUGUGUACAAGCAGAAGCUGAAGCACGUCCUGUCCGAACAACACAACACCAUCUCUGAGCUGAAGAUGGACGGCGUCGCCUCCACCUCGCUGGUCCAGAAUCAGCACACCCAGUCGGAGCUCAGGCUCCGGAAAGACGUGCACGGCCUGCAGGCGGACUGCAGAGAGAAGAGGCUGCAAAACGAAACCUGCAUCAAGGAGCUGAAGCUGACACACCAGGUGGAGCUGAUGGAGCUGACGAACGACUACGACAGGAGGAUCAGAGAAAUUGAAGUCAAAUACCACAAGAAAAUGCAGUCGAUGAUCGAGGCGGAGGAAAAGAGGCGGAGGGCGGAGGUCAGCCAGCUGGAGCAGAGAAUGAGAAGUCGCGUCGUGACUGUGAUGGAGGACCAGGACCGAGCUCUCAGAGGGGCCGAGGAGUAUUUCUUUACCGCUCAGACCAAACAGCUGGCGGAUCAGAAGGCGCUGAAGGAGCGCCUCGCGGAGGCGCAGAAGCAGCAGGCGCGAGCAGACAGAGAGCUGUCAUCAGCUCAGGAGGAGAACAGGUGUCUGCGCGAGGCUCUGCACGAGGCGGAGCAGAAGCUGCCCGAGCUCCGGAAACAGCUGGAAGACUACAACCGGGCCAAGGCCAAGAUGGCGACGAGCAGAGCGCGAGUGAAGGUCAUGGAGCAGGAGCUGAGAGAGCUGAGCGUGGAGCACGAGCUGCUGCUGCAGGCCUUCCAGAAGGUUCAGCAGGAGCGUGACGAGCUGCUGCGGAGGCAGACGGAGGCCGUGCUGGACGUGCAGCAGAGGAGCGGGCUGAAGGAGCUGCUGCUGGAGAGGAAGCUGGCCGCUCUCACCGAGACUCUGGAGAAGAAGGAGGCUCAGCUCUGCGCCGCGCUCUCCGCCUCCACCGCCGGCCAACCUGCAGCCAGCGCCGCGGCAGACAAACUCCAGGAAAUCCUGGAGUGUAAAGAUGUCACCAGCAGAGCCCUACAGGAGGACCUGGCUCGAGAGUGUCAGGAGUACAACGAGCUGCUGCUGACCUGUAAGGAGCGGCUGAAGACUUCGGGCGUCCCUCUGUUGGACUUUCCCUUCAGGUCCGCAGAGCAGAUCCUGAACGGCCCGACCCCCAAACCCUGAGCUCCUCCGGGGGUCAGGCUUCCUGUCACCUGCUCCACCUGGACACGCUUCCACCUGAAAUACUUGACGUCUCUACCUCUCUGUCAUUUCAUCAGUCAUCAUUUAGAUAACUGUUUGUAGUUUCCUGCUGUUUGCUGCAGAUUUUCUUGAUAUUUUGAAACAAAUAAAAUUAUUUUUACAUUUCUGCUGA
Messenger RNA from Toxotes jaculatrix (banded archerfish), 1722 nucleotides. It is a transcript of the gene drc4, whose product is annotated as growth arrest-specific 8. The transcript is spliced from 11 exons. Gene Ontology annotation, cellular component: Golgi apparatus; motile cilium; microtubule. Gene Ontology annotation, biological process: flagellated sperm motility. Bases 123 to 1532 code for a protein of 469 amino acids. Gene Ontology annotation, molecular function: small GTPase binding; microtubule binding. Lineage: Eukaryota; Metazoa; Chordata; Actinopteri; Toxotidae. The record is from RefSeq and is a predicted model, not a curated record.